CUACAUGAAAAGUUCUUCGAAAUAAGAGGUGACAAGAAUAUUUUAUUUUAUCAAAUAACCAAUGAAAACAUCGAAAUAAACAAAAGUUUCCGCGACUGCUGAAAAAGCAAAUAUUGUGAAUAUUUAGGGACGGAGGAAGUAUUACACACAUUGGCACUAUAUAUAUAUAGUCCCAUCUUAAACUCAUUCAGUAUAGUAUAUGUAUAUCCAACAAUGACUUCCCCUAUUGCUCUGCUUCAAAACACUCUCCAAUGGCUUCUUCUUCUUCCUCUCCUCUUAGCUUUUCACCUUUUCCCACCACCCUUCUCGUCAGCACAGAAGCAGAGGUCCACUUACAUUGUCCACAUGGACAAGUCCUUCAUGCCCGCCGCCUUCCCCACCCACCACCAGUGGUACUCCGCCGCAGUUGACUCCCUCCACAUUCCGUCCACCGAAGAUGACGACGGGGGAAGUUCUUCCCCGAAGCUCGUCUACUCUUAUGACAACGUUGUUCACGGUUUCAGCGCCGUCCUGUCAGAGGGCGAACUCGGCGCCUUGAAGUUGUUGCCAGGAUUCGUUUCUGCGUAUAAAGAUCGGAGAUUUGAAAUGCAGACCACUCAUACUCCGGGGUUUCUGAAGCUUAAUCCGGAUUCUGGGUUAUGGCCGGCGUCGAAAUUUGGGGAGGAUGUGAUUAUUGGGGUGAUUGAUUCCGGAGUUUGGCCGGAGUCUAGGAGCUUUGGAGAUUUGGGGAUGACGGAGAUUCCCCGGAGAUGGAAGGGAAUUUGCAGGGGAGGAAAAGAGUUUAAUUCUUCGGCGUGUAACAAGAAACUCAUCGGAGCUAAUUAUUUCAAUGCCGGUGUUCUCGCCGACAAGCCGGGGGUCAAUAUAUCGAUGAAUUCCGCCCGGGAUACUGACGGACAUGGCACGCACACGGCGUCGACGGCCGCCGGGAACUCAGUCGGAGAAGCUUCGUACUUUGGCUACGCCAAUGGUACGGCCAGAGGAGUGGCGCCUCGAGCUCGUGUGGCUGUGUACAAGGUGAGCUGGGACGAAGGAAGCUUCACCUCCGAUCUCAUCGCCGGCAUGGACCAGGCAGUCGCCGACGGCGUCGAUGUGAUUUCCAUCUCUCUUGGCUACCGGGAAAUACCUCUGCACGAAGACCCCAUAGCCAUCGCCGCUUUUGCCGCCACGAUCAAGGGCAUUCUCGUCACCGGCUCCGCCGGGAACAGUGGGCCCACUCCGGGUUCUUUAAACAACGGCGCUCCAUGGAUCUUGACGGUCGGCUCCGGCACAACGGACCGGUGGUUCGCCGGAACAUUGACCCUGGGCAACGGGCAAAAAUUCAGGGGAUGGACUCUGUUUCCCGGGAAAACACUCGUGAAAAACGUAAGUCUCCUCUACCAUCCGUCAAUCUCCGACUGCGAUUCCCCCGAGGUGGUCGGUCAGGUGGCCAACCCUAACUCCACAGUCCUGAUCUGCGUCAGGCCUCUCGCCGGAGACGUAUUCUCCAGCCAAAUGAAGUACGUCGGAGACGCCGGAAUUCUAGCCACAGUCUUCAUCAACGACGAACAGACCAUCUUCGGGUCAACUUACUUCCCCAAUCCCGGCGUCGUCAUCAGCCGGGAAGACGGAGAGCAAGUAAUCAAUUACGCAAAAGACGCCGCCGGCGACCCAAGAGCGACGAUCACAUUCAAAGAAACGCUUUUCGGGGAGAAACCGGCGCCGGCUGUUUCGAAAUCGUCGUCAAGGGGACCGUCGCCGAGUUACCCCGGAAUCUCGAAGCCGGAUGUCAUGGCGCCGGGAGUAUUGAUCUUAGCCGCUUAUUCUCCGAGCAGAUUAGGGACAGAGUUUCAUCUGGAGUCGGGGACGUCGAUGGCCUGCCCCCACAUUGCCGGAAUUGCGGCGAUGCUCAAAGGAGCUCACCCGGAGUGGAGCCCUUCUGCAAUCAGGUCGGCCAUAAUGACUACGGCGAUAACUCUCGAUAACACCGGCGAACAAAUAAAAACUUCCGACGGCAAUUCGGUUGCGACGCCGCUAGACAUGGGUUCCGGGUUAGUCGACCCGAACAGGGCGGUGGACCCGGGUUUAGUGUACGACGCCACCCCACAAGACUACCUGAACCUCCUCUGUUCCAUGAAUCUCACCGCACCCCAGUUCCAUAGCAUAGCACGAUCUCCGGCGACCGUGAAUUGCUCCGACCCGAACCCGGACCUCAACUACCCGUCGUACAUUGCCCUGUACCCCCGCGGAGGAAACAACGGCACCUUCGACUGGUCGGUCCAGACCUUCAAGAGGACAGUCACGAACGUCGGAGAGGGCGCGACGAGGUACAGAGCGAAAGUUGAAAUUCCGAGGAACUCGGACGUGACGGUGUCUCCGAUGACGUUGGUGUUCGGGAAGAAGAUGGAGAAGCAGAGCUAUAGUUUGAGGAUCCGUUAUAGAGGCGACGAGAACCAGAGCAAGAAUGUGGGGUCCAUCACUUGGGUUGAGGUGAACGGGUAUCACACCGUUAGGAGUCCGAUCGUUGUGUCCAAUACUGUGGAUGUCUGGUAAUGAAUAUUUGGAGAGUUAUUUGAGUUAAAAUAUAAUUGCCACCAUAAGAAGGAGAUUGUGUAUGUGUAUUUACAAAUUUAUUUUAAAUGAUUGUUUUUCUAAAAGAUUGUGUACUAUAAAAAAAAGUUAUAGUUAUAAUAAUCUUUAUAACACCAU
Cuscuta campestris is the source of this 2688-nucleotide messenger RNA. The record is from the annotation of a GenBank genome assembly. Lineage: Eukaryota; Viridiplantae; Streptophyta; Magnoliopsida; Solanales; Convolvulaceae.